Aspergillus tanneri is the source of this 1170-nucleotide messenger RNA. Its product is annotated as cytochrome b5 reductase family protein. Gene Ontology annotation, molecular function: oxidoreductase activity. Bases 1 to 1170 code for a protein of 389 amino acids. The transcript has 2 exons. The record is from RefSeq and is a predicted model, not a curated record. NCBI's taxonomy places the organism in Eukaryota, Fungi, Ascomycota, Eurotiomycetes, Eurotiales, Aspergillaceae.
AUGAAGUCCCGCUUGGUCCUCCCGGACUGUCGAUUCUGGCACUCCCGAAGUGCCACAACGAGAUCCUUCACCCGACAGUCCUCAUCUCCCUCCUCAUCAUCGUCCUCCCGUACUCCGCCGUACCAGUCUCGAUGGAUACGACUCGCCCUCGUGAGUGUCGCCGCGGCGGGAAUUGGCGCCUAUAUUCGGUCACAACAAGGCUCGCCAGUAUCGACCACGUUGAAUCCAGUCCAAUUUAGUCCGUACUAUCUGGUCUCGAAAGAACCUGUCUCCUCCACGGGCAGCAUCUUCACCCUCAGACCACCCAAACCGGAUGAAAGGAAUCGCGCCGUCUACGAUGAAGCAUGGAAGACUGGGAUUUGGAGCGCCAUGUUUAAACAGCCACAGCUGCAGAUUGGGCGAGACUACACGCCGCUUCCGUACCUCUCCAAGAUAGAGGGCGAUGACACGUUGCGGUUUUUCAUUCGGAAAGACCCUUUCGGCGAAGUCUCUCGGUAUUUACAUGGACUGCGCAUAGGGGAUUCGGUUGAGAUCCGUGGGCCACGGAUCGAAUGUCCGAUCCCUCCGGAUACUCAGAAUAUACUUUUCAUUGCUGGAGGCACCGGUAUUGCCCCUGCUCUGCAGGCAGGAUACACCCUUCUUUACCGCACUAGCGACACAUACAAACCACAAAUCCACAUCCUAUGGGCCAACCGUCAACGAGAGGAUUGUGCCGGAGGACUGAAUGAUACUCCCGGAACACCACAAUCCCGGCGGUCUUGGUUCCCGAAGCUCCCACAGGUAUUCAGCGCGCGUACGGCGUCUACUCUAUCCUCUACUCCUCCACCUUCUUCGCCUCCUUCCAUUCUAGUCCGAGAGCUCGAAGCUCUCAAAUCCCAAUAUCCGGGACAGGUGACCGUGGACUAUUAUGUUGACGAGGAAAACGAAUUCAUUAAGAAAGAUACCGUCUUAGAAAUUACGAACUCGGCCUCUAAACCCAGUGAAUUGCGGGCACGCAACUUGAUACUGGUCUCGGGGCCAGAAGGGUUCAUUAGCUAUAUGGCAGGACCAAAGCUAUGGGCACAGGGGAUGGAGCUGCAGGGACCACUGAAUGGGAUCAUCAAAGAGAUGGACCUGAAGGACUGGACCCGGACUCGGUUUGGCGCGCUAGACGCGAUUGCCGGGGUGUAA